GGCAGCUGCUUUUCAGCAUGGAGGAUAUCUAUGCUAAGUUUGUGUCCCAGAAAAUCAGCAAGACCCGCUGGCGACCGGUCCCUCCGGGGAGUCUUCAGGCCGCGGAGACCUUCGCUACGGGUUCUUGGGACAAUGAGGAAAAUUUUGUGUCGCUGUGGUCCAUCGGAGAUUUCGGGAACUCGGACUGCGAAGGAGGAGGGUUCGACGGAGAUCAUCAGCUGCUGUGUGAUAUCAAGCACCAUGGUGAUGUGAUGGAUUUGCAAUUUUUUGACCAGGAAAGAAUUGUAGCUGCUUCCUCAACGGGAUGUGUAACAAUUUUCCUUCACCAUCCAAAUAACCAGACGCUGUCCGUCAGCCAGCAGUGGCCCCAGGCUCACUACCACACAGGGCUGGGCAGUCCUUCCUACAGCAGCGCCCCCUGCACGGGCAUCGUGUGUAGCAACCCAGAAAUUGUCACGGUGGGAGAAGACGGCCGAAUAAAUCUUUUUAAAGCAGAUCACAAGGAAGCGGUCAGAACUAUCGACAAUGCAGAUAGUAGUACACUCCAUGCGGUGACCUUCCUUCGAACUCCUGAGAUUCUUACAGUAAAUUCAAUUGGACAGUUAAAAAUAUGGGACUUCAGACAACAAGGAAAUGAGCCCUCUCAGAUACUAUCACUGACCGGUGACCGCGUGCCCCUCCACUGCGUGGACAGACAUCCCAACCAGCAGCAUGUCGUGGCCACCGGUGGCCAGGAUGGAAUGCUGAGCAUUUGGGAUGUUCGACAAGGCACGAUGCCCGUGUCUCUGCUGAAGGCUCACGAAGCUGAAAUGUGGGAAGUUCACUUUCACCCAUCCAACCCAGAUCAUCUAUUCACUUGUUCUGAAGAUGGAUCCCUCUGGCAUUGGGAUGCCUCCACAGAUGUACCUGAGAAAUCUUCACUCUUCCACCAAGGAGGAAGAAAUAGUACAUUUUUGUCUCAUAGCUUUAGUAACCAGGCCAACGUUCACCAGUCUCUCAUAAGCAACUGGCUCAGCUCCGAUCCUACAAAAGACCGUAUUGAAAUCACAAGCUUGCUUCCCAACAGGACUUUGUCUGUGAAUAGUUUGGAUGUUUUAGGUCCUUGUCUUGUGUGUGGAACUGAUGCAGAAGCAAUUUAUGUUACUAGACAACUUUUCUCCUGAAAGUACUAUAAUUACAAAUUUUCAGAUUGAUUACAUGUUUAGCCUUCUAAAUUCCAAGUUCUAUGCAAAGUUUUAUUAUUGGAAAGUGCCAGUAACAUAAUGAUACCAGUGCCCAGUUUUGGCUUUCAGUCGUUGGAUAUUCCCGUAACUGUUGCAGAAUCUCAUGGCUGGCAAAAGGAGAUGAACUUGUAGCUCAUCAGAUGGAUCUCUAUACUGAUGUAUGUACUGCCUUCAAACUGUUGUGGACAGUUCACGGAACCGAGUCCCGUUAUUGACGCGGGACAUAAUUCUGCGAUCCAUCAGCUGGGUCCUAUCAUUUAUAUCACAGUAUCUGGAUUAUACUCCUUAAGAGACAUUAGCUAGUAUUAGUGUUUAUUCUUUUUAUUGAAUGUAUAUUCUGUCCUUCCACAUUUUCCCACCUUAAUAAUGUUAAUAAACCUUGUCAGAAGUUCGGUAAAGCAAAAAUGACUGUCAUAGUUUUGAUUUUUUUUUUCUAAGUGGAAAAUGUUUUGACAGGCUUCUUUUAUUAGAGAAAAGACUUGAAUUAAAUUGUGUCAACUGCUUAAUCCAGCCAUUUUUCCCCUAAGGAUUUUUGCGUUUUUUUUUUUUUUUUGGUUGAAAAUUGCCAAACUAGACAUUGGGUGA
Sorex fumeus (smoky shrew) is the source of this 1808-nucleotide messenger RNA. It is a transcript of the gene NUP43, whose product is annotated as nucleoporin 43. Bases 18 to 1163 code for a protein of 381 amino acids. The record is from RefSeq and is a predicted model, not a curated record. NCBI's taxonomy places the organism in Eukaryota, Metazoa, Chordata, Mammalia, Eulipotyphla, Soricidae. The transcript has 8 exons. Gene Ontology annotation, cellular component: nuclear pore outer ring. Gene Ontology annotation, molecular function: protein binding.